Molecule: messenger RNA, 5967 nt
Organism: Chiroxiphia lanceolata (lance-tailed manakin)
Lineage: Eukaryota; Metazoa; Chordata; Aves; Passeriformes; Pipridae
Gene: MELTF
Product: melanotransferrin
Exons: 15
Coding region: 2688-4901 (737 amino acids)
Biological process (GO): iron ion transport
Cellular component (GO): early endosome; extracellular region; plasma membrane
Source: RefSeq, a predicted model, not a curated record
GGGGCUGGUGAAGUUACUGCAUUGAAAGCAGGUUUAAACUUGUGAUGCAAUUAUUGCUGGUGUUAUAUGGAAUAUUAAUGAGGCUUACGGGAAGUCUGAGCUGUGGGUGCACGGCCCAAAAUAGUUUAUUUUGCAAGAUUUGGGAAGUUAGGUGGGCUGUCUUUCUGAGACUUCCUGUCUAUGAAAGUGCAGGGUGUACUGGAUUGAUGCAGCUUUUGAUGAAUAAUGUCAUACAUUUUUAAGGGAGCUAAACAUGUACUGUAGUCUCCCUCUUCGAAAGGGACUAUUUGAGAUGUCUGGUGAGACAUCCGAAAAGACCUACUCUAAAAAAAGUAGAAAUAUAUAAAUCUCUGGUAUCAAAUCUGCAAAUGCAUCUGACAUCUCUAUAUUGUGUACACUUUUUUUUACCUCAUUUUUUAACCCCUCACAAGGAGUCCUGUUCAGCUGAGUAGAUCUGUGAGGAAUUGCUCUUUCACAUAUUGGACUGUCUGAGUAACUUUCACAGAGCUUUACCCCAGGCACUUGUCAUGCACUGGCCAGGUAUCACCAAAUACUCCACUCAGACUGAAGUCCACAGUCAUUUCCUUGCACAGUUAUCAUGCUGGAGUGAAAACAAGUCUUUGAUCAAGAAAAUCUAAGUGACUCUGGUGUGUUUUCUUUGCAUUUUUGAUUUUGUUUGUUUCUGAUCUUGUCUUUGAGCCCUGUCAGAAGAGUUGAUUCUGACAGCCCUGAUGCUCCUAGUUGUCUUGUUUUAUCUUGUAAUUGUUGGGAUUUUGCAUUAUUUAGUGUUUCUCUGGCUCCCAUUUUUCCAGUAUCAGGUACUGAUACAUCUUUGAUUCUUGGGUACACUUUCUGCAUUUUAAAGAUACAUUUUACAAUACCUACACUUCUCUUAAGCCUUCCACAACUAGAAUAAUUGGGAAAUCCAAAUGGCAUCAUACUGAUGCAUUACCACCCUUCUCCUGGCCCAAUGAAGGCACCAUGAGUUUUCUUCCUGCCUGCUAACCCAGCUGGUUGUAAUUGCUAUAUAGACACAUGCCUGAUUAAGUGUUUGUUAUUCUCUAUUAAUAUUGUAAGUUAUACUAAUUAUUUCCUCGUGAGAUUUUUUUUCUAAAUUGUGCUGAAAAUUAGGUUAAGAAAUUUAAUAUCUCCUUAAAGCACAGAUAUUCAUAAAGUUAAGAAUAAAAUAGGAAAAUUACUGAAAUUCUCAUGAAUUGUGCUUGUGUGAUUGUUUAGAGGGGGCUACAUUCAGAAUAGGGCACCGACCUUCUGAACCUUUCCUGUGGAGGAUCAGAAGAACCACAGGAGAGCCCUGCUACCAAAUUCAUGUCUUAUUAAUCCAGCCCUUGCAGUCUUAAGCAACUGGUGCUGGGACUGUGCAUCAGUCUUGUCAUCUAUAUACAAAUGUAAGCCCCACUGCAAGCAUCACGGAGGGCUUCAGAUGUUAAUCUGUGGGAAGGGCACAGGAAGGAUCCAAAUAAUGCAUCCUUCAAGAAAUUUGGAAGGACUCCAGUUUAGCAUUUUAUACAACACAGGGACGAUUAAUUCCAGAGGCAGCCAUAAGGUUUUAUUUAGGAAGGAGAUCUGGAAGGAUCAUUAUGAUUUUUUUAAAGUUCUUAACUUGAAAUAGCAAUUAAUUGACUCAGCUGUUGUCUUACAGUUGCUAGUAAGCAUUAAAGCAUUCUGGCCAAAUUGCAGUCAGAUAGCUGAGUAACUAACUGCUGGAAGCAUCCAUGCCACAUUCCUGGCUGUACAGGCUGUGUGGGAUGCACACAGCUCUCGGUGUGUGUGAGGAGUCAUGGCAGGACACAGCCAUUCUGUUGCUGAGUGCUGAGCUGAGCAGUGGCAGUCAGCAGAGCAAAGCAGCACUCAAUGGCUUUUAUCUAAACCAAGUGUGUUACAGGCAGCUCCAGUUCACUGACUAAUGAGACAUGAAGAAAAGGGCAGCACAAACGAGUGUUGCUCUGUGGAAGCUAUGCUAAAAUUCACAGCAGCUUUUAGCAGAGCUAUUGUCAGCAAAGUUUUUACUUUUUCUGGGCCUUCUCUAAAACCUUUAAAAAAAUCAGAAUACUUCAGCUAUUUUAUAGCACUUGCUAUUAAAUUUCAGGAAAUGUGCACUUAGCAUGUGCUGUACCACCUGUAGAGUGUAUGGGCUUUGCUGUUGUAAAAGCUUGGGUUUCUGGUUGUGGCUUUAUGAAAUGACAGUGCUGAGAAUGCGGCAUAAAGUGACCAUCCUCUCUGUCAGAUAAAGUGCUUACCUUGAAUCUCCUCCUGCUUCCUGAGCCCCAUGAGUAGGGAAUACACAAAACUCGAAGUGAGGAUUUGGUUCCACAGCCCUGCCUCACCUCUGUGUGCAGGAGUGUGGCUGUUUAUCAAAGUCUGUGGGUGGUGUCAAAGCAGUAACAACCUCAUUGGUGCCUUCGAUAUUUUGCAAUUUGCAGGUCUGAUUUUUUUUUUUUUUUUUGCUAGUGUAGAGACAGUGUAAGGAGAGCAUGCUUUCUUUUCCAGUAGUCAUUACAAGGUGACGUGUACCAAGGUAAGCAGGAUAAAUUGUUGAACAAAGUGCAUCUGCAAUUGAAUGCUGCUGAUUUUCACCUAAGACCAGGCUGGAGAGAGCACGCUUGCAGAAGUCUUGAUCUCUUGGGGUUCUGAAGGCUGGAAAAAUCACAGAUCCCAAAAUUUUCACCAUGAAGAGCUCCAGAAAUGUCUUCUGUCUUCUCUUCUUUCAUGCUGCUCUCGGCCUGGAACGUAUCCGGUGGUGCACUGUCUCUGAGCAAGAACUUUCCAAGUGUAAUGACAUGAGUAAGGCCUUUGGUGAGGCUGGAAUCCUUCCCACUCUGCAGUGCACAGCAGGGGGGUCAGCUGCCAACUGCACCCAGAUGAUCAAGGAUGAUUUGGCAGAUGCAGUGACACUGGACGGCCGCUCGAUUUACCAGGCUGGAAAGGAGAAUGGUCUGAAACCAGUGGUUGGGGAAGUAUAUGACCAAGAGAUUGGAACUUCCUAUUAUGCUGUGGCUGUGGUAAAGAAGAGCUCCAACAUAACCAUCAACAGCCUGAAGGGUGUGCGUUCCUGUCACACAGGGAUCAACAGAACUGCAGGCUGGGAUGUGCCAGUGGGUUAUCUGACUGACAGUGGGCGCCUGGCAGCAAUGGGAUGUGACCUUCCAAAAGCUGUAAGUGAAUAUUUCAAUGCAAGCUGUGUUCCUGGAGCAAAUGGUGUGAACUAUCCCAAAUCCCUUUGUGAGCUCUGCAUAGGGAAUUCGGCUGGAGAGCACAAAUGUGAACGAAAUUCCCAAGAGCAAUACUAUGACUACAGUGGGGCUUUCAGGUGUUUGGCUGAAGGUCCUGGAGAGGUUGCUUUUGUGAAGCACAGCACAGUGCCUGAAAAUACAGAUGGAAGAAGUUCUUUCUUGUGGGCCCAGCGGCUUCGCUCCCGGAACUUCCAGCUCCUGUGUCGCGAUGGCAGCAGAGCUGAAGUGUCAGAGUGGAGAACCUGCCACCUGGCCCGAGUCCCAGCUCGCGCCGUGGUUGUGCGGCCUGACACAGAUGGAACAGUUGUCUUCCAGCUCCUAAACCAGGGACAACAAAGAUUUAAUGGGGUGGGUGCCAAGUUUCAGAUGUUUGACUCUGCAGCCUACGGUGCCCAAAAUCUUCUGUUCCGAGACUCCACGACAGAGCUCGUUGCAAUCACAGCUCAGAAUUAUCAAGCAUGGCUGGGUGAUGAGUAUCUUCAUGCCAUGCAAGCUCUGAGCUGCGACCCCAACACCUUGCCAGAAAACCUGAAUUGGUGUGUUGUAUCCACUGAAGAGAUUUGGAAAUGUGGUGAAAUGGCCGUUGCCUUUAGGAAAAAGAAUUUGAAACCAGAAAUUCAGUGCAUUUCAGCCAAGACAAAGGAAGAGUGCAUGGAUAUGAUCCAGAAAAAGGAAAGUGAUGCUGUAGUUCUGGGUGGAGCUGAUAUUUACACAGCUGGGAAGACAUAUGGCCUUGUACCAGCUGCUGGAGAAAGUUACUCUGCUAAUGACAGCAGCAAUGCAUACUAUGCUGUGGUGUUAGUGAAACGAAAUCUGUCCAAUGCAUUCACUAUCAGUGACCUGAAAGGGAAGAAGUCCUGCCACACAGGAUUGGGGAGAAAUGCUGGAUGGAAUAUUCCCAUUGGCAUACUAAUUAAGAGGGGGAUUAUUAAGCCCAGAGGCUGUGAUAUUCCUCAAGCUGUGAGUGAGUUUUUCUCUGCCAGCUGUGUGCCUUCAGCUGAGCAGGACAAUUACCCAUCAAAACUCUGUCAACUCUGUAUUGGGGAUGAGAGUGGAAACAAUAAAUGCAGUGCAAGUAGCAAAGAACGUUAUUACAGCUACAGUGGAGCCUUCAGGUGCCUGGCAGAGGACUCUGGGGAUGUGGCCUUUGUGAAGCACUCGACAGUGUUUGAGAACACAGAUGGUAAUAACACUGAUAGUUGGGCCCAAAACUUGAAGUCCAGUGAUUUCCAGUUACUGUGUCCAAAUGGUGCCCGUGCUGAAGUCACCCAGUUUGCUCACUGUCACCUGGCUCAGGUGCCAGCUCAAGCCAUUAUGGUUCACCCAGAUAUCAACGUUUUUGCUCUGUAUGGACUACUGGACAAAGCCCAGGUCUACUUUGGAAAUAGCAGCAAUGGAAAUGGAUUCAAAAUGUUUGAUUCUUCAACUUUUCAAGGAAAAAACUUGAUCUUUAAGGAUUCAGCUGUUGAGAUCGUGCCAUUACAAGAGAAGAGAACAUACACAGAAUGGCUGGGGAGUGAAUAUGUUGAGUCCCUCGAAGGGAUGCAAAUACCACAGUGCUCUGGGGCAGGCAGUAAGAUAACACAGUACUCCUUCGUGGCUGCAGUCAUUCCCCUUCUUGUUUUGUGUCAGAUACAAGGCUUGGACUAGGACGGUUCAAAUGGCAACUUCCAGGCCACCUCUGCCCGACCACCUUCUCUUCAGAAAAGCUGUUUGGAUAAUGUGCUGUGCUAACAUUUGAAUGCCUCUUCCUGCCUCUUGCAGGGCAAGUGCCAACAGCACCUGCUCAUCAGGAGAGUGGGAUGGGGCUGGAAGCUGCCCCGUCUGUGUGGAUGGGGUGGAAUUUGUGGCAGAAGCCAGCAAUACAGUAUCAACAUGGUUUACAAGAUCAGUCCAAACCUGGAGCAUCUCUGCCAUCGUUGCUGAUGUUGAACCAUUCAGGAUUUCCAAGUAUUGUUAGAUGGAUACUGGGUUUCUGACCUGUAGAAGAAUUUCUGCAUGUUGGGAGGCAGUAUAAAAACCUUGUCUAGUGAAUCCUCUCUGGCCUCCUGGCUGGUUAAGUUCAGACUCCACAUCCCUGCUUAACCCAUCCUACCCAGUUCCUCCCAAGCUCUGCUGCCAUAGAGGUAAGUGCACAGAGGAUGGACAGGCUGUGGGCAGAAACCAGUCUAGAAUACAGCUGAACAGCUGUGGAAAAAGUCUUCCACCCUUCAGUAGAAGGAGAUAGGGGAAAUUUCCAAAGACACUGGACAAAAAAGAAGCCCAGAGAGACUUGGAGGGGACUACCUGUUGACAGAGAAAAGGACAAAGCCAUAUGUGAGCAUCCACUGAGCUUGUUGACUUUACCACACCGGGUACUCACAAGAUGUCCUGUGAUCCUUAAUCUGAUGCAGUCUCCAUCAAGAACCUUGUGGCUCUCCUCCUUCCACACAGGGCUAUCCUGAGUGCCCGUGCAUGAAACUUGUAUUUGCUUUAGGUGAAACAAAAGUACUUCACUUCUGAGUAACCAUUUCUGUUUCUACUGGCUGUAGAAUGUGGAUUUUAUUUUUAUCCAUAGCUGCACUAACCAUGAAUGUUGCUGUGCUGCUGGCAGGCACUGUCUUCCUACCUGCCUCAUGAUCCUGGGAUGAACAGACAGUCAGUGUAAAAACAGAUAAUAAUCAUGUCAAUAAGUGAAAAUAACAAAUAAAUAUGAGAAGUAAUUACACUUUAACCA